GAUUUCAUAUGAUGUCAUACUUAUCCCCCUUAUUUAUAUCCACUCUCAACCAAUCCCUUCUCGUAUAACUGCUUCUCCCCAACCUCAUUUUCUAUAAAACAAACACACCACUAGAAACCACAAUGGCAACCAUGUCUCCCAUGUUGUUCAUUUUUCUAGAGAUAACUUGUUUCUUUGUGGCUCAUGCUUAUGUGGAGAACAUGUCUCUAAGGACUCUUUCUGGUGUCACUCAUGAAGAAGCACUCCUUGGACUUAAGGCAUUCAAGGCCUCUAUAACUAGGCGUGACUCCAUUACUUCAACACCACCUUCAUACUCUCCUACUCCUUCUCCUCUUCCACCACAGGAUCUCAAGAAACCACAUGUGUACCUUGUUACAUCUUAUGGUGCAGAUCCGACAGGAAAUUCAGACAGCACUGAAGCUCUUCUUGCAGCCAUAGAAGAUGCAGCCAAAGGCCCAAAUGAAGGGUUCUUAAUGCAGGACAUCAAAGAUCUUGGAGGUGCUCAGGUUCAUCUUGAGGGUGGAAAGUACCUCAUUAGCAAACCACUGCAAUUGCCACAGCCAGGGAUUGGAAACUUCAUGAUACAUGGGGGAACUAUAAGGGCCUCAAAUAAUUUUCCAUCAGAUGGAUAUCUCAUAGACUUGUCCACCACAGGAGAAAGAAAUUCCUACAAUUACGAGUACAUAACUCUAAAGGAUCUCUUGCUGGAUUCCAACUUCAGAGGAGGGGGCAUUUCAGUGAAAAACUCACUUAGAAUCAACAUAGACAAUUGUUACAUAGCACAUUUCACCAACACUGGAAUCUUAGUCCAAGGUGGUCAUGAAACCUUCAUCAGAAACUGCUUCCUUGGCCAGCACAUCACUGCUGGAGGGGACAAACAUGAAAGGAACUUCUCAGGCACUGGAAUAAGCCUUCAGGGAAAUGACAAUGCAAUAACAGAUGUUGUGAUUUUCUCUGCUGCCAUAGGAAUAAUGGUCACUGGUCAAGCCAACACCAUUUCUGGAGUGCAUUGCUAUAACAAGGCCUCUGGUUUUGGAGGCACUGGAAUUUAUUUGAAACUUCCUGGUUUGACACAAACUAGGAUAGUGAAUUCUUACAUGGAUUACACCAAUAUUGUUGCAGAAGACCCCGUUCAACUUCAUAUCUCUAGCAGUUUCUUCCUUGGUGAUGCUAACAUUGUGUUAAAAUCAGUAAAAGGGAUUGUGAAUGGUCUGAACAUUGUUGAUAACAUGUUCUCUGGCUUAAAUCAUGGGGUUGAUGUGGUCAAGUUGGACCAAUCAAACGGUCCCUUUAAUCAAAUUGAUCAAGUUUUUGUGGCUAGGAAUGUUGUGAAGGGUAUGAACUUAAAGGCCACAGUUGCAAAGAUGACUAUGCAAGGGAAUGGAACCUCAUGGACUGCUGAUUUUAGCAAACUUUUGCUUUUUCCUAACCUUAUCAAGCAUGUUGUGUAUACUUUGAUCGUUAAUGGCAGCACCUUCCCAAAUCAUGCUCUCAGAAAUGCGUCUCAUAAUCGGGUUGUGAUUGAAGCAAAUGAGGCCGUGACUGCAAAUGUUUUUGUCGCUGUGGAUCAAAGUAUUGCAAGUUAGAGAUGUUCUGAUUGAAGAGGGAAUUGUGCAUACGCGUGAUUACGAAUUCACGAAUUCUUUCUUUCUUUCGGCAACAUUAAAGGCAACUUUGUAACCAUACUACAAAUUUUGAGACCGUAUGUUUCAAAUUUGUUGAAUACAUUUAAAUGUAAAUAAAGGAACGAUGGUUAUAGGUUAAUUAA
Messenger RNA from Vigna umbellata (rice bean), 1768 nucleotides. NCBI's taxonomy places the organism in Eukaryota, Viridiplantae, Streptophyta, Magnoliopsida, Fabales, Fabaceae. The record is from RefSeq and is a predicted model, not a curated record.